This is a messenger RNA of Lodderomyces oxycetoniae, 852 nucleotides long. RefSeq names its product Pga30p (gene PGA30). The transcript has a single exon. Bases 1 to 852 code for a protein of 283 amino acids. The record is from RefSeq and is a predicted model, not a curated record. Lineage: Eukaryota; Fungi; Ascomycota; Pichiomycetes; Serinales; Debaryomycetaceae.
AUGAGAGUCACUACAUUUGCAUCAGUCUUAUCCUUAUCUGCUUCUGCCUUGGCUGCAGUAAGACCAGUUCAAUUAUUUGCUUCUUCAGACAAUGAAGAAGUUAACGGAAAGGGAUUAUACUCAACCCACGAAGGUGCAGGUGUGAACUAUUUCUUCUUGGGUUCUGCUCAAACUUUACAAUACAAUGAUGAAUCAAGAGUCUUGUAUAUUGAAUUGUCUACCCAACCACCAGCAAGCCAAUACUUGGCUUUCGAAGGUGAUGUAUUGGCUUUAACUGUUGCAUCCGAACCAUUACCAGUUGAUAUUGGUGAAGAUGGAUCAGUUGUUUUCCCAGGAUCAGAUGCUCUUGCUGCCGCCAAGAACAUUAACGACCCAUACAGAUACUCUGAAUCAGUUUUCGCUGUUGUCAAAGCUUCAGUUGAAGGUUCCACCCCAUUGACCCUUAAAGCUGUCUUCACUGAUGUUGAUGAAGAAGUAGAACCAUCUUCUACUACCGAAGAAGCUGUUGCUGAAGAAACUUCUUCAUUUGCUUACAUCAACGAAACCGUCACCAUUUACACUACUUACUGCCCAGAACCAACCACUUUGACUGUAACUGUUUGUGAUACUGUUUGUGAAGAGUCAGAAAUUACUGUUUCAGAACCUGGUUACGUUACCCUUACAAACGCUGGAACCGAAGCUGAAGCCACUACUGCUGCUCCAACUGAAGCAUCAUCUGCUGAAGAAGAAUCACCAGCUACUGCUGCUCCAGAAGAAUCAUCUGUUCAAUCCGUUUUCGAAGGUUCUGCUUCCAACUUGGGCGCUGGUUCAGUCUUGGCUGUUGCCGCUGUCGCCUUCGGUUUAGUCUUUUAA